AAUUGUAAUGUGCUUCUUUUGUACAUUCUUCAGCAUUUUCUUCAGUUAUUAAAUUAAAUUAGUCCUUCAUUUAUAGAAUUUUAACAAAUAAAAUAUGGUUUCGGUUGGUUUGAAUGAGCAACUCCAGAUCCAAAUUUUAAGGUAUAAUUUAAUUCAUCAACAUAACUUUAAAUUUGGAAGUUGAAUAACCUCUAAAUAAUAGGCAUCUGAUGACAGGGCAAAUGCUUAAACAGUCACCCCACCCAGGACCUAAGAUAAGCCUUAGUUUUGUCUGAGAUUUUAAAUAAUUCAGCUAUUUUGCUGAAUGCAGGCACAAAAACAAAGGACUAGACUGGUGACCAUCUUGGAUUUACUAUAGCCGAAUAGAUGGGAGAUUUGCUUAACAGGGCAAACAUUUAAACAGUUGCAUCACCCAGGACAUCUGACUGACUGCACCAACAACCGCAGUUACGGUGAAUAUUUAACACAUUCUGUUCUUAGAGCCAAUUAUGUCAAGCCAUUCCUUAUAUAGAAAAUGUUAAAUGCUACUAUACCCAACCAUGGUGAUGCUUUUUGCUGGAGGGGGAUGGACCCUCUUUGCUUCUGUUGAGAACUUUCAACAGUCAACAGAUGAGCUCAAGGCACAGAAGGACUAACAUCACGAUGUGGCUGCACAUCUCCCUGAUUGUCUUGUGUGGAUUCUUUAUCUUAACAAAGGAAGCAGAAAUUCGGAGUUUGCACCAAAUCAUCUCUUCUGAGGUUGGAACUUCUGUUACACUUCAGUGUUCUUUCACAGGGAAAGCAUCUCUGCUCUAUUGGUACAAACAGCCCAUUGGGAUGAAACCUAUAAAUAUGGUCACCGCCAGUAAAUUUGAUUUUUUGGAUUUCGGAGAAGAAUUUAAAAACAAUCUACGAUACAAUGUGUCAAGAACAUCUAAUAUGUUCAGACUUGGCAUCUCUAAUAUUGUGCCAUCAGACACUGCUGUGUACUAUUGUACACAUUACACUGCUGGCAUUAUGCACUUUGCAGAAGGAAGUCUGCUGAUUGUAUCAGGUGCUCAAACCAGCAACCAUGCCAUUCUCCAAAAACCCAUAAGCGCACACGUUCAUCAAGGAGAGAGUGUAGAUUUUCAGUGCGCAGUCCAUGCCAAUGUAUCUAAUGGAAAUCACACUGUGUACUGGUUCAGACACGGAUCUGAUCCAGGAAUCAUCUACACUCAUGGAAACAGGAGUGAUCAGUGUAAGAAAAGCUCUGAGACUGUUUCUCCUACACAGAGCUGUAUCUACAAACUCCCCAAGAACAACCUCAGCCUCUCUGAUGCUGGAACUUACUACUGUGCUGUAGCUACAUGUGGAGAGAUAUUGUUUGGGGACGGAACAGAUCUAAAAGUGAAAGAGCAUCAUAAAGAGAAUGAGCUACUUAUCUACUCACUUGUAGCAACACUAGCGUUCUUCAUCAUUUUAUCUGUGGUACUUCUUGUCAUUCCUGUUAACAAGCGGAAAAAUAUAUGUUGCCAAAACUGCAGAGAAUUAUCAUCUCAGCCAGAUAAUAAGCCCUCAGUUUCACAGGAUGAUGUACAGGGGGAUCGCGAAGAGGGCGCAUACACACCACAAUACGCAUCCCUGAAUUUUGUGAAGAAGAAAGAAGCUAAAGGCAAAAAACAGAGGAAACAUGAGGAGACGUCUGUAGUUGUUUAUUCUUCGGUUAGAUACCAAAACCCUAACUGACCCUAAUUGCCUUUUAUGUGAAGAAACAGUGUAUUUUUGCAUAUGUUAUUGUUUUGUUGUUUAUUGCAUCUUUGGAUGUGUUAUAUAUGAUAUUUUAUAUUUGGUAUUAAAAUUGUCAUUUGAC
This is a messenger RNA of Astyanax mexicanus (Mexican tetra), 1831 nucleotides long. RefSeq lists its product as uncharacterized. The transcript is spliced from 6 exons. The record is from RefSeq and is a predicted model, not a curated record. Gene Ontology annotation, biological process: response to bacterium. The coding region runs from base 610 to 1707 and encodes 365 amino acids. NCBI's taxonomy places the organism in Eukaryota, Metazoa, Chordata, Actinopteri, Characiformes, Acestrorhamphidae.